AUGUCGUUGGGGAGAACAGUUCAAAACCUUCCACACUUACUGUGUGGUAUUCUUCUAAUUUCUGUUGUAAACCCAACGCAGACUCUGGACUAUUCGAUUAAGGUUACGAAAUUUGUGUGCAUAGAUACACCGUACGCGAGAACUGAGUUGCAUUCCUGCAGAACUGUGGUGCGUCGUAACGAACCAACGCUUUUGGACCUGAAGCUCACCGUACCGGAAGUAGUCAAUUAUCUUAGGUUACACUACAAAUUGGAUUACAAGUUUAACUCCUAUCGGCCGUUCUUUUUUAAUCACGAUUUUGAGUUUUGUGAAUUUCUUAAACCAAAACUGAGAGACCCCGCGGCGAGCAUCGCUUACAAUAUACUUGUAGAAAAUUUUCCAAGCCUAAGGUCGCCGUGUCCACAUGGAAACCGCACUUAUGAGGUGAAACACUGGGUGGAUUCGAAAUAUCUUCCGAAAUCAGUCCCCGCUGGGGAAUAUCGAAUAACAACGACAUUGACGUUCAAAGACAACGUAACAGCGUUGAAGGUCCUCACAUAUCUCGCGGUCAGAAAGAAGGGUAUUUUCGAUUCGAUGAUCGAGUGGUGA
This is a messenger RNA of Anopheles bellator, 588 nucleotides long. RefSeq lists its product as uncharacterized. Bases 1 to 588 code for a protein of 195 amino acids. Lineage: Eukaryota; Metazoa; Arthropoda; Insecta; Diptera; Culicidae. The record is from RefSeq and is a predicted model, not a curated record. The transcript is spliced from 2 exons.